Messenger RNA from Pelobates fuscus (common spadefoot toad), 3392 nucleotides. It is a transcript of the gene NOD2, whose product is annotated as nucleotide binding oligomerization domain containing 2. NCBI's taxonomy places the organism in Eukaryota, Metazoa, Chordata, Amphibia, Anura, Pelobatidae. Gene Ontology annotation, cellular component: cytosol. Gene Ontology annotation, molecular function: protein binding. Gene Ontology annotation, biological process: regulation of apoptotic process; positive regulation of canonical NF-kappaB signal transduction; response to muramyl dipeptide. The transcript has 12 exons. The coding region runs from base 147 to 3176 and encodes 1009 amino acids. The record is from RefSeq and is a predicted model, not a curated record.
AGUUCCUGCUGCAGGACUAGUGAAGGACAAGAGGUGUCUGCCAACUGAUUAAGUAGUUGAGCUGUUUAUUUUCCAUCUCUUUAAUUUGGAACACAUGCAUUCUCCUGUACUGUAUACCUGAAACAUCUGAAUGAUCAGGAUGUGGGAUGUGUGCACUGCAAUCUGUCAGUACUCAGAGAGACAAUUUUGUGUCCACUUUGGCUGGAGGAUCUGCAGAGAAAUACGAACGUUUGCUGGACUUUCUGCUAUCAUGGGAUGUCAUUAACUGGGAAGAAUAUGAACAUGUCAAUAUCUUGGGUCAGCCCUUGUCAAAACUGGUCAGAGAACUACUUGAUAUUAUCACCUGCAAAGGUGAAAAGAACUGCAAGCUCUUCUUAGAUGCUUUUCGUAAAAUUGAAGAUGGAUCACUUGAUGAGUUUAAUCUGAACGUUCCUAAAGAUUUUUCUCAGUUUUCACUGUAUCUGAAGUCUGAACGACCACAGAUUGUCAGAAUAAUCCACAAACACAUAGAUAAUAUUUUCCAUCAUCUUCUGGAGCAUGAUUAUGUGACAAAGUAUGAAGUUGACACCAUACAACUUCCAAUAUUUUCACCCGCACAAAAGGCAAGAAGACUUCUUGACCUUCUAAGAGUCAAGGGAAAUGACUCGGUUGUGUGUUUUAUACAAUUUCUCCAACAUCUGGAACACGGAGCAGCUCAAGUUCCACAUGCCGGUAUACGAUAUCAGAAGAAAUUGAAGUCCACCAUAUCCGCUCAAUCCCAGUUCCUCAGCACUUACGAUGGGACAGCGAAUAUUUGUCUGGAAGAUGUUUACACAGACAGCAUUCUGGAAUUAUCCAAAAGUACCAAGAUGUCGGAUACUAUUCAAGGUUCACAGAAUCUUCUAGGCCUUCUUGACAUUUUUAGUGCUGAAGGACUUCUUAAUAAAAAUGCAGAUACUGUCCUAAUACUUGGAGAUGCAGGAAGUGGAAAAAGUACUUUGUUGCAGCAAAUUCAUCAUCUCUGGGCUGAAGGAAAUGAAUUCCAGAAUUUCUGUUUUGUUUUCCCAUUUAGCUGUCGAAGACUUUGUUGUGUUGCAAAGCCAGUUUCACUAAAGGCUUUAUUAUUUGAGUACUGCUGUUGGCCUGAUCAACUACAGGAAGAAAUAUUCCAGUUUAUCUUGACCAAUCCAAACCAAGUCCUCUUUACCUUUGAUGGAUUUGAUGAAUUUAAGUUUACCUUCACUGAUGAUAAUAAGUAUUGUUCUCCUACAGACUCUACAAGCAUAGAUAGCAUUGUCUUCAACUUGCUUCAAGGAAACCUCAUGAAAGAUUCUAUUAAAGUACUGACCAGCAGACCUGAGGCCAUUACAGCUGUGUUGCAGAAGUACGUCCAAAAAGAGGUUCACUUAAAGGGCUUUUCUGAGGAAGGAAUAGAGGUGUUCAUGAAGAAACAUCACACCAAUUCAGAUAUUUCCACAAAAAUCAUCAACAUGGUCAAAGCCAACUCUUCUCUUCAUGGUCUAUGUCAUAUACCUGUCUUCUGCUGGCUUGUUUCAAAGUGCCACGAAGAGCUGAUGAUGAGCAGUUGUAGACCCAUGCAGACCAUAACUGAUGUGUAUGUUCUAGCUUUGCUACAUUUUCUCCAGCAUGCUUCACCAACAGAAAAGCUCCCAGAAAAUGUCCUGGAAAAAAAUAUAAAUUCCAUUAGCCACCUGGGAAAAUUAGCUCUUAAUGGCCUCUGUUGUGGAUUGUAUUUAUUUUCACAUGAGCAGAUUGUUGAAUCACAGAUCAACGAACAAGACCUAUCAUUAGGUUUUCUUGUCCCUUCGAAGAACUUGUCCACAGAAAGGACAUUAUCGCCUGAAAAAUAUGAAUUCCUUCAUAUCACAUUCCAGUGCUUCUUUGCAGCUUUGUAUAUUGCAACCGAUGAUGAUGUGGUUGCCUCCUCCCUUAAUUAUUUAUUUAAUUGGAGCAGAAAUUCAAGUAGUAACAUUGCAACAGGAAAAUGUUUUCUUAUUUGUGCGCACCCAUUUUUACAAAACAAUAACAAAGAGCGUCUUAGGAAAAUAGAAACGCAAAAUCUACAGAUCAUGGCCAGCUUCGUAGCGGGCCUGUUUUCAGAAAGGCUUUACAAUAUGUUGGUUAAAUCCAGGCGGUCACGGAAUCUGUCUAGAAAGCUUAAAAUUAUUAAAAAGUGUUUGUCCAAAGGCAUCCGAAAACACUUUAAAUCAAUACCGCCUGCUGUGCAGGGAGAGAUUAAAAGUAUGCAUGCAAUGCCAGAGUUUAUCUGGCUUAUAAAAUGUAUUAAUGAAAUGCAGAAUAUGCAUUUGUCCAAAAAAGCAGUAAGGGGAUUUGACGUGGACCAUUUAAAGCUGACUUAUUGCAGGAUAGGUCCUGCAGAAUGCUCAGCAUUAGCUUAUGUUCUGAAGCAUAUAAAGAAACCAAUUGGAUUACAACUGGAUCAUAAUUCUGUUGGUGACAUUGGAAUAGAGCAGCUGAUCCCUUGCCUUCAUAUCUGCAAGGCAUUGUACUUAAGAAACAAUAGCAUCACUGACAAAGGAAUCUGCAAACUGUUGGACCAAGCUCUGCAUUGGCAAAAUUUCCAGAAAAUUGCAUUAUUCAACAACAUGCUAACUGAUGACUGCAUGGAUUCCUUUGCAAAUCUGUUAAAACACAAGCAAAACUUCUUAGCAUUAAGGUUGGGGAAUAACUUUAUCACGGAUAAAGGCGCUCAAGCAUUGGCAGAAGGUAUAAGGGAAAACCAGUCUAUUCAAUAUCUAGGCCUCUGGGGCAAUCAAGUUGGGGAUUAUGGAGCUCAAGCAAUUGCAAAUGCUUUACAACACAACAAGAGCUUAAUAUGGCUCAGCCUCGUGAGUAAUGAUAUUGGAAGUGUUGGAGCACAAGCUUUGUCUGCGAUGCUGGAAAAAAACAUUGCUUUAGAAGAGCUUUGCCUUGAAGAGAAUCGUCUGAACGGUGAUGAUGUCAUCUUGUUAGCUGAAGCGCUAAAGAAUAACUCAUCUUUAAAGGUGUUAAAGCUCUCUAACAACCAUCUUGGCGAGAAUGGAGUGUCUGCGUUGGCACAAGCACUACAAAAUAAUGAAAUUAUCACAGAAAUAUGGCUUAAAGGAACAAAUCUUACACCUGAGGAGAUGCAAAACUUGACCAAUCAAGAUCAUCGUCUGUUGUUCAAUGAAUGACAAAUCUUCCCAGCAAGGAGGAGGCUUUCGUUGUUUGUUUUGCAAUGAAUGGUGUGGAGAUUAUCAGUGAUCAGUCAGCACAUCAUGUAGCCUUUUAAGACGAUAUGCAGAUUGUUAGGCUUUUUAUUAACUUAAUUAUGAAGGCAUAUGGCUGGACGGCAUGGAUUUUAAAGGAUUAUGGGAGCAGUUGUAUAAAAGCUAAACCGUUUGUGUGUG